GGGAGACAAACUGCUGACUUCCAAAAUAAUAAAAGACGGCUUCCUUGUUCUUGUGCUUGCUUUUAGAGAGAGAAAGUUAGAGAGAGAAUCAACCACAUUCGCUGAUUCCCUCUUCAACAAAAUAAUUAACCCUACUUAAUCCACCUGAUUAUUGCACUAAUGUCAUCUGGGUCUCCAAUUUUCUCCCAAUUUGCUGCUUGUUCUUGAUUUCCUCUGUUUUCAUCUUGUUCUAUCGGAUCUGUAAACCGCAGCUCAACCUCACUUUUACAGUUAUGAAUCUUUAAUCAGAUUGAUUUGAAUGGAUUCACUUGUUGAAGGAGUCAGUUCUUUGUCAACUAGCCAUAACUCUUUAUUAGGGUACAAUCCACCGGGUAAAACCCGCCCGCCUCAUCACCCGUCAAAGCACUCGAAACCCGACACAACCCACACAUCGGCACAUAUUGGAAGUUCUUCGAAACAAUCUCAUAAAACAUCGUAUGAUCCGAAUAAAGGGAAAUCGAACGGGUUGGGACCCAAUGCGGUUCUCGAUCAAACCGCGAAAGAUUACUUUCACAAACAGAUUUUAGCGUUAGAAGCUAAAGCGGCUGGGAUUAAGCACGAUGAGCCCGAGCCUGAUACCGAGCCCGUGGAUCCUGGACGGUUUUGCCCGAGCCCGCAAAGUAGUUUAUACUCGAUCACACAGUUUACCGAAGCGAAACAAAGCUUUACCAAUACUGAAAUAAGCGAAGGUGGAAGUAGUAUCGGGAAGUCUAUCGAAAGUGGUGAUGUCGGGGUUUCGGGUGAUCAUGUCGAAAGCAAUAAAUCGAGCGUGUAUAGAGAAAGCACCGGGAGUGAUGUUAGUGAGGAGAGUAGUUUGGGUAGUUUCACUAGCGCGAUUUACAAACCGCAUAAGCAAAACGACACGCGAUGGGAGGCGGUUCGAGUCGUGAGGUCUAUGAACGAUAUGGGAAUGUUGGAGAUGAAGCAUUUUCGGCAUUUGAAACGGUUGGGAUGCGGGGAUAUCGGGAGUGUUUAUCUUUCCGAACUGAUUGGGACACGGAGUUAUUUUGCUAUGAAAGUGAUGGAUAAAGCGGCUCUCGCUAGUAGGAAUAAGCUAUUAAGGGCGCAAACGGAAAGGGAGAUUUUGCAAUCUCUGGAUCACCCGUUUCUUCCGACGUUGUAUACUCAUUUCGACACCGAGAAAUUGUCGUGUUUGGUGAUGGAGUAUUGCCCGGGUGGAGAUUUGCACGCGCUUCGACAAAAACAACCCGGGAAGUAUUUCUCCGAACAUGCAGCAAGGUUUUAUGUGGCGGAAGUUCUCCUUGCUAUGGAGUAUCUACACAUGCUCGGGAUCAUUUACCGAGACCUUAAACCGGAGAACGUUUUGGUGCGAGAAGACGGUCACAUAAUGCUCUCGGAUUUCGACCUCUCAUUGAGAUGCGCCGUGAACCCAAAGCUGGUUCGAUCCACCAACCCCACUGUGGAAGCAAAGAACUCCGGCUACUGUGUCCAGCCCGCUUGCAUCGAACCCUCAUGUGUGGUUCAACCCGCCUGCAUCCAGCCCUCGUGUUUCGUCCCUCGGUUCAUGAGCAAACCGAAAAAAGAAAAGAAACUGAAACCGAAACCAAAACCGAAAACCGAAAUACAGAAUCAAGUCUCGCCACUGCCUGAGCUCAUUGCGGAGCCCACGAGCGCCCGGUCAAUGUCGUUUGUCGGGACCCACGAGUAUUUAGCUCCGGAGAUCAUCAAAGGCGAAGGUCAUGGCAGCGCGGUUGACUGGUGGACGUUCGGGAUAUUUCUUUACGAGCUUUUGUUCGGGAAAACUCCGUUCAAGGGGAACGGUAACCGGGCCACUUUGUUUAACGUUGUCGGGCAACCGUUGAGAUUUCCCGAUUCGCCUUCGGUUAGUUUUGCGGCGAGGGAUUUGAUCAGGGGGUUACUUGUGAAAGAGCCGCAGCAUCGGCUGGCGUAUAAACGAGGGGCAACCGAGAUCAAACAGCACCCAUUUUUUCAGAGCGUGAACUGGGCGCUGAUCCGCUGCGCUACUCCGCCGGAUGUACCGAAACCGGCGCCGGAAAUGGUGGGAGUAGAUGUGAAACCUUCCGGUAACUACUUAGAGAUUGAUUUCUUUUAGUGUUGUCUGUCAAUGGAUGCUACUGAAUUUCAAAGGAACUUGAACCUGUGUUUUUCUUUCUUUCUUUCUUUCUUAUGUUUAUGGUGGCUUCUAAUUGCCUUGUUUCAAUUAAUUUAUUACUGUUUAACAAAAUCCUAAUAAUGUCAAUAUUUUUCUUUUUUA
Messenger RNA from Helianthus annuus (common sunflower), 2275 nucleotides. Its product is annotated as serine/threonine-protein kinase D6PK. Gene Ontology annotation, biological process: protein phosphorylation. NCBI's taxonomy places the organism in Eukaryota, Viridiplantae, Streptophyta, Magnoliopsida, Asterales, Asteraceae. The transcript has 3 exons. The record is from RefSeq and is a predicted model, not a curated record. Gene Ontology annotation, molecular function: protein serine/threonine kinase activity; ATP binding. Bases 299 to 2113 code for a protein of 604 amino acids. Gene Ontology annotation, cellular component: plasma membrane; cytoplasm; nucleus.